AUGGCAGACCCUACGGAUACGAACGAGACGAUCAUCACGCCAGCUCAGGCAGAAGCCGCCGAGUCCGUAGACAAAAUCCCAUGCGGAAUCUGCAGGCGGCAGUUCUCGCGGUACCCCUCUCCCCUUCAUCUCCCCCGCAACCCCACGAUGCUCACCCGUCCCAUCCCGUCCCGCCUCGCCCCAUCCCGCCCCCAUCCCAUCCCGCUUUGUCCGCAGUCCCACUCUCGGUGCUCCGAGCCGUUCUAUCGCGCAGAGCUCGAGACCGACAUCCGCGCCGAGCCCUCAAAGUCGGCAGAGGAGCGCGCGCGCAUGAUGGAGCUCCUGCGCCGGUUCGAGGCGGACGCCCUCGACGACCCGUUCGCAGACUCGCCCGACGAGCCCGACUCGGAUCCCGCCGAAGCAGCCGACGGCGACGAUCUAGAGCGCAGGCUCGCGGGGAUGGACCUCGACGGCGCGUCGUACGAACAGCUCUGGGCCGUCCUGACCCCAUCCGAGCGCACCAAAUUCCUCACGGCCGUGCGCGACCCCUCCUCCGAGCUCGCGCAGCAGCUCCUCGCGCGCCAAGCGCUCGCAGAGGAGCCCCUCGAGCCGUGGUGGCUCGCCGGCGCCCCGCCCGGGCCCACACACCCGCCCAACCCGCCGUCCCUCCAGCUCGCGCACCGCCCGCCCCCAAAAUACGCCCCGCGGCCCGCGCUCGUCCCGCUGCCCGCCUCCCUGGCCCGCCCGCCCCCGCGCGCCGAGCAGCGCGACUUCCCGCUCGCGUACAACCUCGUCGCGAUCCUCAUCGCGUACGCAUACGCCACGCGCCACCUCGCCGCCUCCCCGCUGUCGAGCCUAGAGGCGCCCGCGGACGCGCGCGCGCUGAUGGGGCGCGCGGUGCCGUUUCUGGUCGACAGGCGGGCGACGACGCGGUUCGCGUCGCUCGCGGGCGUCGUCACGGACGUGUGGUCGCGGCUCGGCCAGGUGCGCCCUUUCUUCCGCCCAGAGCGCAUUGGGGGCGCUUUUGUGGGGGUUUUUUUUUUGUUUUCUGACUGGGUGGGUGGGCGAGAGCAGGGUACGAUGACGCCGUCGGCUUUCUCUCUCUUGCUCCGCGACGCCGCGACGCUGCUCGCUCCGCGGCGCGUCUCUGUCGUCGGGUUCAUCAACGACGACGACGACGAUGACGACGACGGCGACGGCGGAGCUCCCGCGCGGGAGGACCCACCGGCCGAUCCGCCCGCGUCGCCUGCAUCGCGCGCGCUCUCGGAUCUGCAUGCGCUCUUCCGGCCCGCGCACCCCAGCGUCGCCGCGAAGGUGCUGUUCUACGCCGCGCAGGUCCAGGGCGCGCCCCCGCCGGUGCUGGCGGCGCUCGCGGCCGAGGUGGGGGCCAAGGCGAGGAGGGUGGAGGCGGAGAGCCUUGUGGGGGCGGGGGUUGCUGCGGGGGCGGGGGCGACGCUGGGGAGGCCAGGGAGCGGAGAUGGGGGUCGGCCGAAGAAGGCGGUGGUGACGCUGGUUGAUUCGUGA
Messenger RNA from Heterobasidion irregulare TC 32-1, 1503 nucleotides. RefSeq lists its product as uncharacterized. Lineage: Eukaryota; Fungi; Basidiomycota; Agaricomycetes; Russulales; Bondarzewiaceae. The transcript is spliced from 5 exons. Bases 1 to 1503 code for a protein of 500 amino acids. The record is from RefSeq and is a predicted model, not a curated record.